Hippoglossus stenolepis (Pacific halibut) is the source of this 11687-nucleotide messenger RNA. Its product is annotated as striated muscle preferentially expressed protein kinase. Lineage: Eukaryota; Metazoa; Chordata; Actinopteri; Pleuronectiformes; Pleuronectidae. The record is from RefSeq and is a predicted model, not a curated record. Gene Ontology annotation, biological process: protein phosphorylation. Gene Ontology annotation, molecular function: protein kinase activity; protein binding; ATP binding.
CUUUCUUUUUAUAGCAACUCCAACUGUCUCACACACACACUUUGGUUGAUAACAUUGAUAACACUAUCCAAAGGUUGGAGUGUGUGUCUGUGUGUGUGUCUGUGUGUGUCUGUGUGUGUGUGUGUGUAGGUCAUACAUGGCAGCCUGAGAAAUGUGACCUAUCUGUGGCCGUGCAGCUGUCGUUCCAAACCUGAGGGAGUCUGGGUGACGCAGAGAGAGACGGGGGAGCCUGGAGCGAGAGGAGACCUCCACCGUGGGCUGGUUUGAGUACUUCAUUUAAAGUGUGUUUUCUUAAAUAACCACUCAAAGUUCAUUAGUGGAGACGCUGCGGAGCAGGAGGCCCGGGUGCUUCCUCUCUGUCCCUGUCACUCUGCUCCGGGGCUCAGGUUGCUGGAAGGGGCCAUGGCUCGGGCUGCUAAUGCUACAUGAUCUCCGGUGGACUUACACCUUCGGCUCGCUCUCGCCAAAGGACACGAAGACACACGGGCUUUAGCAAAUGAUUUGAGAUGAAAUAUUCUGCUCCAUGGAUCCUGUUACGUUAACUUGGACUUUGCGGGGAUGUCCAAAGGGAUUCCAGAGGCCCCGGUGCAACAGCCCAGGUCAAACCGCCUCUUUACGACGAGGCCUUCAAUAACCGUAGCUCAUCCCGAUCACCUGAUAAAACGUCCCUGAAGAAAGACAAGAUGGCCAAAGUCCCUGGUUCCUGUCCCGGUCUGGACAUGCCUUCCAGGAGGCCCACGGAGGACCAUGUCGUCCCAGUCACCGAGGCCACGACACCAGCACCACCAGUUUUCAGCCGUAAACUCCGUAAGGCAGCAGUGGGAACAGGCUGCGACAUCCGACUCAGAGUGUCUGUGGGAGGAUUUCCCAAAGCUUCGCUCAGCUGGUACCACAACGAUGACGCCCUGCCUGCAUCAGAAGCCCAGGACUCAGGGGGACUGUGGAUACGAGACUGCCGCACCAGCGACGCCGGCCUGUACACCUGCGUGGCGACCAAUGAGCUGGGAGAGGCAAGCUGCAGCACCGUCCUCGCCAUCAUGGACCUCGGGGAAGACUCUGAGGCCACAGAGGACGAGACCACGGAGCCUCAGAUGGAAACCAAAGAAGGGCCCGGGAGGCACCAGGACAAGGCUGGCCGGAGAGGCCCCUCAGGUGAGGGAGGACGGCUGACGGACUACAACCCAGAUGCUCCGGAUCGCAGGGCCACCCUCCCCGGCACGUACGACCCCGUGGUGGAGCGAGAGCUCCGUACUCUGGGCUCCCGCCCUCCGGGGCCCCACUUGGACCCCACAAACCCAGCCAGGAGUCAAACUGCCGACGAAUCGCAGGGGCUUUCCUCCUGUGUCCCCCUGUCCUCUCCCCAGCCACCCCCCACCACGCACAAACACAGCAGCAGAACCCCAAACCAAGACCUGGAUCAAGCCAAGCCCUCAGAUCAGAGUGUCAACAGCGUGGUCAUGACGCCCAAACUGGCCCGUGCAGGACCCAAGAUCUUUGACAAGGUCCAAGCGUUCGAGGAGCGAAGGGCCAGCGUGGACGGGCCCGGAGGAGCAGGACGGUCGGCUCCCUGCGACUCAGACGGCGGUGGAAAGAAGACGGGAGGCCCCGGCAAAGAGGAGGGCCGGGUCCUCCAGAGGCGAGAAGCUUUCAAGCAACGGGCUUCUUCCUUAGAGGACAAGACGAGCUACUCCCAGAGGGUCCAGAGCUACCAGAGCAAGUUCGCAGAGGAGCUCCAGAGGAUCAAGAAGCUCGUGGGAAAGCCGAGCUUGAAGAAGGCUUACUCCACGGAGCAGCUGUCCCAGAAGGAGAGUCGGCCUGUGGGGAAGCUGGAGCCCAUUCCUCCCCAAGUGGUUAAGAAGUUGGAGGCCAGGGAGCGAGCCCUGGAGCAGGAGGACGUUGGAGCGACUCGUCCCCGGGUCCAAGGCAACGGCCUGAGGAGGCUUAGUAACGACCCUGUAAAGGAGAGGAUGACACAGCCAGAUUCUCGGGGGAAACCAGCGGACGGCUCAUCACGAGGAAACGCAGGGAAAAUCUCUGUUACCAUGGAGACAGCACCAGUUCACCAGUUACCAGGGCAACCAUUGCCAACAGCCACAAGGACGAGUCUCACCAGAGAAAAAGUACAACGCGCUCCAGCAGCUGACAAAGACACACAACCGUCCUCCUCCAGAGACCUGGGGACGGAUUCAAAGAUGAGCCACAAAGCAGGCCGCAGGUCUCCCAGCCCCAUGGGGAACACGGCCCCCCUCGCCGCUGUGAGGGAACCAGGGUCCCAGUAUCCACCCAAGCCCCCCCGCCUCACCCCGUCACCCACUCCGUCCGUCAGCCCCCUCGUAAAGCGGAGGAAGGCGGAGGUGGGGCGGGCGUCGCCUGCGUUGAAAAUGAACAUCCCCACGAUCCUGGUGGAGGAUGAACCCAUGGAGGCCGAGUGCGCCGCCGACAGCGUGAGGAGGAAAGAGAGGAGGGUCCGCAAGAGCAAGAGAGGGCGCUCUGCUCAACCCCGGGCUCCAGAGGAAGGGGCCUCAUCCGAUGACUCGUACCUGUCGGCUGAUGAGGAGCCGGCUGAGGCCCCGAGGUUUGAGAGGCCCCUCGGAGCCGCCACAGGGGCCCGGGGGUCAGAGGUCACACUGAGAUGUGUCAUCACUGGAAACCCUCCACCCACAGUGACAUGGAGGAAGGAGAAUGUGGAGAUACGGAGCGAUGCCUCCCAUGUGGUGAAGGCUGCGGGUGAGGAGCACCGGCUGCUGAUAAAGCAGAUGAGGCCGAACAACGCCGGGUCGUACUGCGUCACAGCUGUCAGCGCGGCGGGCAGCGCCUCCUGCAGCGCCCCGCUCUCCAUCCAGUCAGAGACGUCCCACACGCAGGGGGAACAAGCAGCCGUGUCCCUGGAAGUCAGGAGUCCGAUCCAGUCCGACGAAGAGUAUCUGAGCCCCCAGGAGGAGGCGAUGGAGGUCGGGGACUCGAACACACUCAGUAAGAGUCUCUGCUUCAAGGAGCGUCCUUCGUUUCAGGUGGCCCCGUGUGACCAGGGGGCAACUGAAGGUCAAGACGUCAUCAUCUCAGCGAAGGUCAGAGGGCAGCCUCGACCCAUGGUUUACUGGUUGAAGGACAAAGUUGCAGUAAAGACGGGGGGACGCUUCGCAGUGCGAGAGACAGACGACGGCAUCAGGGAAAUGAGAAUCAGCUCAGCCCUGAGGUCGGAUUCGGGGCUUUACGUCUGCAAGAUCAUCAACGAAUACGGGAGCAGGCAGGCGGAGUGCAGAGUGGAGGUGGCAGCAGCUGCAGCACAGGCAUCGCUGGGAAUCACCCGGGGGGUUAAAGACGUGGCGGCGAGGGCGGGGGAGUCGGCCAAGUUCGAGUGUCACGUCACCGGGCCUCUGGAUGUGGAGGUGGACUGGCUGUCCAAUGGGAAGCUGAUCCAGCCGGCACUGCUCAACUGUAAGAUGCACUUUGAUGGAAAGAGGUGUCGUCUGCUGCUGAAUUCAGUGCACGAGGACGACAGUGGGACGUACACCUGCAAGCUGAGCACCGCCAAAGAGGAGUUGACCUCAAGCGCGACCCUGAAGGUGACUCCAUCCAAGGAGCCUCUGUUCACCCGGAAGCUGGACAUCCUGGAGGUCAUUGAAGGUCGUACAGCCCGGUUCGACUGUAAGGUGAGCGGGUCGCCUGCUCCACGGGUCACAUGGACGCACUUCGAGACGCGAGUGGAGGAGAGCGACAAUGUGCGCAUCCUUCAAGAGAGCGGUCGCCACUCGCUCGUCAUCACGCACGUCAGCGGCGACACGGAAGGCUUCUACACAGCGGUCGCUCAAAAUGUCCACGGGAAGGCGGAGAGCACGGCUGAGCUCUACAUGCAGGAACCUCGAGCUGCCAUCUCCUCUCACAUGGCCAAGCUGGAGAAGAUGCCGUCCAUCCCCGAGGAGCCCGAAGGGGCGGAGAGCGAGGUGGAGAAGAGGACGAUGCCCGACUUUGUCAAACCUCUGGCUGACGUGGAGAUGGUGGAAGGAAAGGAGGUGGUGCUGAGGUGCACGGUGGCGGGCCUGCCCUACCCCACCAUCGCCUGGUACCACAACAGCAAACGCAUCGAGAGCAGCGAGGAGCGCAAAAUGACCCAGUACAGGGAUGUCCACAAUCUGCUCAUUCGGAGCGCUUGUCACGCUCAUGGCGGCGUCUACAAGGCCGUCGUCUCCAACCGACUGGGCAAAGCAGCCUGCUACGCACAUCUGUACAUCACAGAUAUCGUCCCUGAUCCUCCUGACGGUCCUCCAGUGAUAGAGGCCAUCACAGGGAAAAAUAUAAGCCUGAGCUGGAGGAGACCAAAGAGGCUCGACUCUUCGUUUGAUACCAGCUCUCUGCUGUACGUGGUGCAGCAGCAGCCUCUGGGCUCGAUCCAGUGGUCCGUCGUGGCCUCGAACCUGCGGGACACCAGCUACACCGUCACCUCCCUGUCCAAGGGGGUGCGCUACGCGUUCAGAGUUGUGACGUCCACCGGCAAGACGCUGAGCAAACCGUCAGCUUCCACCGACCUGGUCCAGCUGCUGGACAGAGGACCUUAUCUGAGGAAAGCACCGGUCAUUCUGGACAAACCAGACGUUGUGUACGUGGUGGAGCACCAACCUGCGAGCAUCACCCUCACGCUGAACCAUGUGCAUGCAGCUGUCACCUGGAAGAGGAGGGGGGUGGUGCUGGUCAACAGGCCGGGGAUGUACGAGAUGAGCAUGCCGGACGACGACCAGCACGCCCUGAAGCUGCAGCGGGUCAGGAGCACGGACCUGGGCCAGCUGGUGGUCACGGCCAGCAACCAGUUUGGCAGUGACCUCUGCACGCUUCAGCUGGCUAUGGCGGUGCCUCCUAAGUUUGAAACCAUCAUGGAGGACGUGGACGUGCAUGUUGGGGAGAUGUCUCGCUUGGCUGUCACGGUCGAAGGGAAACCAGACCCAGAUAUUCUGUGGUAUAAGGAUGACGUGCGUCUCUCUGAGAGCAGCCACUUCACAUUUGUGUACGACGACCCAGAAUAUUCCCUGGUAGUUCUCAACGCCCGCCCCGAGCACUCGGGCGUGUACACGUGCACGGCCAAGAACCUGGCGGCCUCCAACUCCUGCAAGGCUGAAGUCACAGUUCACACAGAGCGAAAAGAAGCUGCAGAACCAAUGGAGGACGAGGGAACCAUUCUGAGGAAGAUGAGGCGUUUGACUGAUUACUAUGAUAUCCACAAAGAGAUAGGGAGGGGCGUCUUCUCCUACGUGAAGAGAGUGACUCAGAAGAAGGGAAAGGCCGAGUUGGCGGCCAAGUUCAUCUCGGCACGAGGGAAGAGGAAGGCGUCGGCCCUCCGAGAGAUGGAUCUUCUGUCGGAGCUGGACAACGAGAGGAUCCUUUAUUUCCACGACGCCUUCGAGAAGAAGGACGUGGUGGUGCUCAUCACGGAGCUAUGUCACGAGGAGUUCCUGGAGAGAAUGGCCAGGAAAACAACGGUCCUGGAGCAGGAGAUCCGCUGCAGCGUUCAGCAGGUGCUGGAAGGUCUCCGUUAUCUUCACCAGAAGAACAUUGCCCACCUUGAUAUGAAGCCCGAGAAUAUUCUAAUGGCAAGUCCAGGGAGGGACCAGAUCCGCAUUUGUGACUUUGGAAAUGCCAUAAAACUGGAGGCGUCGGAGGAGUACUACUGCAAGUACGGCACGCCGGAGUACAUCGCACCAGAGAUUGUUAACCAAACUCCUGUUUCCACGGCAACAGACAUAUGGCCUGUCGGUGUCAUCACUUACCUCUGCCUGACUGGUGUGUCUCCGUUCGCGGGAGAGAACGACCGAGCCACUGCCUUAAACAUCCGGAACUACAACGUGGCGUUCGAGGAGAGCAUGUUUUCUGACCUCUGUAAAGAAGCAAAGGGGUUUGUCAUCAAACUGCUGGUGCUGGACCGACUGAGGCCGAGUGCCACCGAGUGCCUGCGUCAUCCCUGGUUCAAGUCGCCAACGAACAAGAGCAUCAGCACGGCCAUGCUGAAGCAAGUUCUGUCCAGGAGGCGAUGGCAGCGUUCCCUCAUCAGCUACAAAGCGAAGAUGAUCAUGCGUUCCAUCCCGGAGCUCCUGAAUGAAUCAUCCAGCCACGUCUCCAUCGCUGUGGCGCGACAUUUAAAAGAAGGCUGCCCAGCGCUUUCCUCUUCCUCGGACUCAGAUGCAGAUGUAGACGAGCUUCCCUUCAUUCCUAUGCCACUGUCCAUGGUCUUCUCCGGGUCCAGGGUCUCCCUCAACGAGAUCCCAGGGGAGGAAGAUGUCCCUGCAUGGCCCAGUGUCGCCACUGAUGGGACCAGGAGAGUGGACAAUUCAGACAUAACCGGCCCUCGAGGAGCGGCUGGUAAAAGUUUGACAGAUGAAGAGCAAACUCCAAAUGGGGAGAAAACGGAAAAGACAAAACGAGUCCCCCUGCAAAAAGGAUCAAGUGUGGAGUCCGACGAAUCAGAGACGAGAGCGAGGAGGGCGACCAUGAGGAGAGGAAGUUCUGCUGACUCAGCACUGCUACUCCACAUUGACCCAGAAGAGGAAAAAGCCAAUGAGGAAGCAGAGGCAAGUACCAAGAGUCUGAAAAAGUCUGUUUCCAUGGAGCUCCCCAAUCGCAGCCCAAGCCCCGGGGCGGCCAAACUAAGCCAGGAGGAUUAUGCUCUGAAACUGGAACUGAUGAGACAGCGGCUGCUCAGGGGAGGAAGCGGGGACAAAAAGAUGAGCGGCCUGCGAGGGCCCUUGUUUGAAACGCUGGGUAUGGACGAGCAGAGGCAAACGGCGUCUUUAGAUCGGAAUCUGAGGAGAUCCAGAGCGGCGCCGCCAACAUUCACCAGAGCAGCGUCUUCUGAGAUUCCCGGGGAGGACACACCCAAGACCAAAGUGUUUCGCAAAAGCUCCUCCUUCACUCAAGGGGAUUCCGAACCAAUGCCGCUGCACCGCAGGUUCGGAGCCCCCUUAGAGAUCCCGUCUGUGGGCAGUGGGAGCAUAGAAGGGAAGAAGCUCCUGGAGGCCACCUCAAUGUCCGCACUCACAGAGCAAACUACCCUGGAGUCUGUGUCCAACUCCCCCACAGAGAAAGCCUCGUUUCUACUCCCAACGCCAGGAGUGGACCAGCGGAAACAGAACAAUGUGUCAGAACAUGAGGAGAUGGAGAAAAGGACCAAAACCCAGUUCGAACAAGCAGAUCGAGUAGAACCUGAGUCCAGAUCGCCCUCUGUGAUCACUCCCGUUAUCGUGAUAGAGGAGGAUGAUGAGCAGGAAGAGAGGAAGGAAAACCAGGAGUUACAUGUUGAUGAGAGAGAAGAUGAAAACAGUAAAACAUCACCUGCUUCUAAAAGUGUCGUUCAAGGUGUUUCAGGACCGAUUCAAACAUCUGAAAUAUCCAAAGACCCUGCAGCUGCUUUAAAGCCCAACGGUACGGAUACGCCCACAUUACCUGAACAUCCAGCAGUGUUUGCCAAAGUCGCAAGUGCCAACCGAUCUCCUGCGUCUGUUUCCACGUCGUCAGAUCCCGACCUUCCUGCCGCGGCCGGCCGGCCUCUGCUCAGAACCGACAUCAAGGACAUCGACUCAGAAGAGGUCUUUGAGGCCCGCUUCAAGAAACGAGAGUCGUCUUUGACCCGCGGACUCAGAAAGUUAAGAAACAAAUCCGAGGAGAGAUCCCCGGGACUGAGCCGCAAGGCAGUGGAGGGGGGGGAAGAGGUGUACAGGCCGGGUCCAAGGGGAGCGCCUCUAGAAGUGGUGUCCAAGGGACUGCAGGAGAAGUCCAAGUCUGUUCAGGAUUUAAGAGAAGAAGACAAGGAAACAGGACUUGGUCGCAUCGGGAGGUUUUCAUUGAGGGGGAAGAAAUCCGGAUCCGGUGAGAAGAAGGGGGAGAAACCCAAAGAGGAAAAGAGUCCGGAUGUGCAGGAGCCCGCUGCAGGGAAGAGGGUUUCAUGGGCCAUCGGUCGCAGCAAGUCCCUGGAUACGAAGGAGCUGAGCAGUGCAGAGAGAGAACAGAGAAAAGCUGAGGAGUCCACGGUUUCUUCUAUGAGGCGCAAGUUUGAGUCCAAAGUGGCAGGAAUUUCUGCCAAGCUACGGACGCAGUCAGAGGAGAGGAAGGAUACAGAUGCUGAAGGAAGUCAGAAAGACCUGGCGCCGAAGACGGACUUGAAGAAAGUCACAGAUUCCCCCGUCCUGGCCAUGCGACAGAAGUUUGAGAACAAAGUGUCAGAAAUAUCCACAAAGAUCCGCAGUCAGUCUGAGGAGAGAAAAGGAGACGCAGAGGGGAAGAGGACGCCGCUGUUCACUCGCCACCGUCACUCCCAAUCUGAGGGCCGGGGACCCCAAGGGAUGGGCAUCCCCGAGAAUCAACUGGCGAAACAGGCCGGCACCGGGGCUUCCAAAGAGUCCGUCGAAUCCACGUCCAGCUUCCAAUCUGAAAAGGCCUCGGAGAGCGACAGGCGGUCGCGGUGGGACAGGUGGGGUUUGACCAGAGGCAAGAAAGACAAAACUCCUUCUCAGUCUGAUCUGCCGUCCUCCGUCCCCAAGGAGGAGGGCCUGUCCCACAGCCAGACGUUCGUCCGCUCUGCGUCCGACUUCGCUCCCGUGUUCCACAUCAAGCUGAAGGACCACAUCUUAUCGGAGGGGGAGCCGGUGACUCUCAGCUGCCUUCCUGCUGGAAGCCCUCACCCCGACAUCACAUGGAUGAAAGAUAGGAAAUCUCUGGAGGUGGAUGACAGGAUGAACCUGAUCUCUCACCCUGACGGCAGACAGCUUCUAACCAUCACCAAGUCGAGCCGGAGGGACGCUGGGAUUUAUGAAUGUGUAGCUACCAACCCUAUAGCCACCAUCACCACCUCCUGCACACUCUCCAUCGCUAGUGUCCCAAAGCGACCUGGGACCCCUGAAGUCCCUCAGACGUACAACAACACGGCCCUGGUGCUCUGGAAACCAGCCGACAGCAAGUCGCCCUGCAGCUACACGCUCGAGAGGAAGACAGAGGCAGAUUCAAAGUGGACGACCGUCGCCACCAGAGUCGUCGACUGCUACUACAAUGUCACCAACCUGCCUCCAGGGGGCCCCUUCAGGUUCCGUGUGUCCUGCGUCAACAAGGCGGGUCAGGGGCCCCACAGCAACCCCUCCGCUCCGGUCCGCCUGGACCCCGCAGAUGAGAGUUCGUCCCCCACUGUUGCCGUGGUGAAAACAAUCCCUGCCCCCCCCGAGCCCGUGGUCACCUCUUCAGUGACGGUGCCUCGGGUGAGACCAGUCCACACUGCUCCCAGGGUAACGGUCUCCACCUCUCCCGAGAGAUCAGCCCCCCCCGCCGUGGUGACGCCCCCCCCUCCGUCCUCUCCACCAGACGAGCCUCAGAAGAAAACCUCCAGUCUUCCCUCUUCACCCACAGUCAAACCCCCCCCCUUUGUCCUCCCCAAACCCCAGAGCCCAGUCAACGUGGUGACCCCGAUGACCCAGACCCCGCCCAUAUCGCCGCCACCUCCUCUUGUAGCCCCGCCUUCAACUCUCACAAAACCAGCCGUGGCCUCUGUGCCCUCGUACGUUCCCACCGCCACCAUCACCGCCCGCGUGGCGCCAACUCCGGUCUCCUUUAGCCCCCAAGUGCUCCAGAUGUCCAGCCUGAGCCCCAUCGGCGAAGGGGCCAGUACCCCGACCAGAGGGACGCCGUCAGGACGCGCCACGCCCUCCACCGCCCUGCGACAGGGGGUCCCACAGAAGCCGUACACCUUCCUGGAUGAGAAAGCCAGAGGUCGUUUUGGCGUGAUUCGGGAGUGUCGAGAGAACGCGACGGGUAAAAUCUACAUGGCGAAGAUCAUUCCCUACAGUCAGGAAAACAAGCAGGACAUCCUGAAGGAGUACGAGAUCCUGAAAUCGCUUCACAAUGAAAAGGUGAUGUCUCUGCACGAAGCCUACGUGACGCCGCGCUACCUGGUGCUGGUGGCGGAGUACUGCACCGGCAAAGAGCUGCUGCACAGCCUGAUCGACAGGUUCCGUUACUCCGAGGACGACGUGGUGGGCUACCUGGUCCAGAUCCUCCAGGGCGUCGAGUACCUGCACAAUCGCCGCGUCCUGCACCUCGACCUCAAGCCCGACAACAUCCUGGUGACCAGCCUCAACGCCAUCAAGAUCGUGGACUUUGGGAGCGCGCAGACCUUCAACCCCCUCAGCCUCAAACACCGGGACUCCGGGGUGGGAACGCUGGAUUACAUGGCUCCUGAGAUGGUGAAAGGCGAAGUGGUCGGUCCUCCUGCAGACAUGUGGACUGUUGGAGUCGUCACCUUCAUCAUGCUCAGCGGUCGACUGCCCUUCGAAGAUAAAGACCCUCAAAAAGUGGAAUCCAAAAUCCUGAUGGCGAAGUUUGACCCGACGAAACUUUAUCCAAACGUGUCUCAAAGUGCCUCUGCCUUCCUCAAAAAGAUGCUGAGCAGUUACCCGUGGGCCCGUUCGACCACACGAGACUGCUUCACGCAGGCCUGGCUGCAGGACUCGUACCUGAUGAAGCUGAGGAGACAAACGCUCACCUUCACCUCCAGCCGACUCAAAGAGUUCCUGGUGGAGCAGCAGUGCCGUCGCUCGGAGGACGCCACCAAGCACAGAGUGCUGCUGCGCACCUACCAGAGCUCGGCCCAGUCCGCGGCGCCGGGCGCUGCACCGCACGCCCCAGCCCAAAGUGAGGCCACGCACCAGAACCCCAACGAUCUUCAUCUCGACUCCUCGCUGCAUGAACCGCGGAGGCACAGGUCAACACAGCGAGCAGGAGGACGCCUGGACAUGAUGAUGUCCAGUGGGAAGACAGGCGCCUGUUAUUCAUGGGACGGAGCCGCAGACCGCCGUGGCGUCCGAACGCUCCCGGUCCUGAGAGGACACAGGAUGUUCUGUUGGUUCUUCUCGUGGUGAAUCUUUAAAUUGCACAUGAACUUUUGGUUUUGGACAAACACUGGUCUCCACUCUGCACCUUCAGCCGGGGACACGUGUGUCAUCGGUCACCAACAACUCAUGUGAACAGAUCGUGAUUCAAGCUGCUAAUUUAUUUUCACAUUAACUUUCAUAUUUUAAAACUCAAAACCAAAAAUAUUCUUUCUCUUCCUUGAAACUGUUUACUUUUUCCAUGUUAAGUUAUUUGCAUGUGUGUGUGAGUGUGUGAGUGAGCGAGCGCAUCUUGGAUUCACUUCCCGAACAAUAAGAAAAAGGCGUGUCUUUGUGGUUGGUGUUUAAAGCUGAGUUAGGACUUUGUGGUGCAACUUCUCCUUCUGUGGUUAGAACUGAUCUUUAUCUGUAACACGACGAGGAAGCGUAGACGAGCUUUUACUUUGAAAGGUCUCGCACACACUGGUUUACUGUGGUCUCCCAGUGCGACCAGUCGUCGGCCCGGUGGCUUGAAUCCCCAUCACCCAGUCAGUGCCUGAAUCGGAUUAACGUCCAAACUCUUCAUCUCGCGUCUCCACCGGAUCCAAUUCACAGCUGAAGUUAAAACAAUACUUAGAUUCUUACACACACGCACACAUUUACACACACAACACACAGUCCCUGUGAUAAGAGAACGUUUUGUGUAUUUGCUCGAUCACAGUGUUCUUUUUUUGUAUGAAUUUGGACGGUUGAAGAUUUGUAAAUGUACCAAGUUGCCGUGUUUCUAUGUGGACGAUUUGACAUGUUUUUAUGAGAUAGUCUGUAAUAAAAUAUUGAUACAGUUGGAAAUAA